Molecule: messenger RNA, 498 nt
Organism: Sungouiella intermedia
Lineage: Eukaryota; Fungi; Ascomycota; Pichiomycetes; Serinales; Metschnikowiaceae
Source: the annotation of a GenBank genome assembly
AUGGCUGUGAAAGGUUUGGGUAAAGUUGACCAAAAAUACGACGGAUCAUCGUUGAGAAUCGGUAUUCUCCAUGCUAGAUGGAAUGACUCCAUCAUUUCUGCCUUAGUGGACGGAUGCGUUGCGAGAUUGAAGGAGUUUGGAGUCAAGGAAGAAAACAUCAUUGUCGAGUCCGUUCCUGGCCUGUUUGAGUUGCCAUACGGAUCCAAGCUUUUCCUCGAUAAACAGAAGGCUCUUGGUGAGCCCCUUGAUGCCGUGGUGCCUAUUGGUGUCCUUAUCAAGGGUUCCACCAUGCACUUUGAGUACAUCUGUGACUCCGUAACCCACCAGUUGAUGAAACUCAACUUCGAGGCCGGAAUUCCUAUCAUUUUCGGAGUUUUGACCUGCCUUACGGACGAACAGGCUGAAGCCAGAGCCGGACUCAUUCCUGGCAAGAUGCACAACCAUGGUGAAGAUUGGGGUGCUGCUGCCGUCGAGAUGGCCCUUAAAUUUAGAGUGUAA